UUCCGAUCCCUUGACGUCGGAAUUGUGAGGCUACUGCCAGUGUGCGAAGCUGCACAGAUCGUCGUCCGUCUCGCUCUAAUUCCAGGUCGGCAAUUCCUGCUCCAGUCACUAUUUCUCCGUCUACUGCAGCCCACGAGAGACGGUGUUUAUCCUUCUCCGCGCGACGGUAGCAGAACGUAGGGGGCUGCACAGGCAACACGCCUAGGUUGAGCUUCUGCACAGCGCGAACAAGUGCCGCGUCGUCCGUCAAGCAGCGCAACUCCAUUAGAUUUUUAUUUAUUGACAAACCGGUAGAAUAUCGGUUGGUGAGUAGGAACGAUGGCAACUUUCUCAAGUUCCGGAGGCCGUGCAGCGUUGUGCUUCCCUAGCGAUGGCACGUGGUUCCAGGGCUACUUUAUCUGUGCCUCGAGUCGCGCGCAACUUGGUCUGAUGGGCGAGGAGAUCCCUGUGGACGAUUGUGUGGCGUGUCCGGAUGGAGGGUACCAGGAGUAUCGUCUUACCGUGAUGCACUUCGCGCUGGAUAAAGAGGUGCAAUUGACUGUAAGGAAGACUGGAGGAGACUUGUGUCAAUUGGACGGAGACGCUAUUCACUUUCAGCCUUCCAUGUUGCUGACUGAUGACAAGGCCGUUGAAGCUAUCGAGAAGUACUUCCCUAGCAUCGCUGAACGUGUGGAUCACGACGUGAGCUUAUUGCGAGAGUGCACUGUGUGUUUUGGCGACAUGGAAAUCACGGAACUUGCAUUUCCAUCGCGAAAAGAUCACAGCGAAUAAGAAAAAUGUCGGUUUUUAGUUAAGAGAAGUACUUCGUAGCAAAAAGAAAAUACUUCAAUUUUUGGUUGGC
Molecule: messenger RNA, 841 nt
Organism: Phytophthora nicotianae INRA-310
Lineage: Eukaryota; Oomycota; Peronosporomycetes; Peronosporales; Peronosporaceae
Exons: 4
Coding region: 319-771 (150 amino acids)
Source: RefSeq, a predicted model, not a curated record